UCUGGUCAUCGCAACAAACGCCAUUGUCCAAUCCGGGCGCUAUAAAUGUUCAAGGCAGGUUCAGUCGUGACUUCAUCUCACACAACCAUGAGGGUGACGGCAACACUGGCAGUCAUGUUGGGGCUUGUGUUAUGCAGCUGUAUGGUUCAAGGUCAAACUCGGCAACAGCGUCGCCGAGCAAAAGUUUUAAGAAGUAGAUGGUCACGUGACAUCGAUACAAACGUAACCGUAAAGGAAGCGGCAGCCAUUUUGAAGUCCAAAGAGAGAAUAUUUUUCCGAUCCUCUGACAGACGGCUGACAGCUUUGAACAUCACACGAUCCUACUCCUACAUCGACUACAGCAGCGACAUGGUGGUGACUAAAGCCUACGUGUCAGGGAGCCGGAAGUGCAUCGUCCUCCCAGGAAAUAUCACCGAGGACUUCAAUACCACCAUGACUGACAUACUGGCCAGGAAGAGGUUGAAUGAGACAGUUGAAAUUGGCCAGUUUGCGAUGACGUCAGACAUUGCCAUGACCCCUCCGGAGAGAGAAGCCUUUCAGACUGCCAGUCCUUAUCUUGCUAGGAAAUGUCGCAACAUGGAUAUCCUCAACGCAACAGCACCUGCGACGGAUAUGACAGACAUCCUGGAUAAAUUUCCAUUGACUUUACUAACUGUCGGAGGAAGCGUCACCAUCUACGUCAGUUCCACUUUACAUGCCUUGUCAUGAAGAUGACAGAGGGUCACAUUCACCUGUGAACUGUGUGUGUAUGAUAUGUGAUGCGUUGUGGUAAUACUGUUAAAACAGGCCUAGUUUUAGAAUUUGACCUCAUGGUCGAUGUUUCAGUUACAAAGGAUGAGCAGCGUAUAAAGAUUGUGUUCACGUUAUACCUGAAAUGAACGUGAAUAUAUUUGCAUAAAGCUUAUGAUCACGUUUGCGAUGUCGAUGAAUUUGGUGAUCUUUCGGUGGUAAUUUAUAUUCAUAUAAGCGGCCUUGAGAAGCAUUGAGACAAUCGAGGUUUCGAGACGUACAGAACAGAAAAGAUGUCAGAUCUACAUCUGUCUACGAGACACAAUGUCAGUGGCUAGUGGUGUUACUAGUACACAGGUUGUUUGAAACAGUUUGUACUUUGAAAUGUGAAGGGCACUGUAUAAAAAUCACACUGAAACUGUCCAAUUCUUAAGUAUAAAAGUAAUCGGACUGAAAACUGGUUGUUUUUUCCUUCAAUCGAGUGGAGUGUUUUAGGUCAUGACCAUCAGCAGAAGCCGAUUGUAACGCACUUUUAAGCUAAAACCAGCAAGUUUUUGAACCAAGGAGACAUACUCUCUUCAUGUCUAUACUGUCCUCUACUGACCAAAUCACCAUGGGU
This is a messenger RNA of Haliotis rufescens (red abalone), 1348 nucleotides long. RefSeq lists its product as uncharacterized. The record is from RefSeq and is a predicted model, not a curated record. The transcript is spliced from 5 exons. NCBI's taxonomy places the organism in Eukaryota, Metazoa, Mollusca, Gastropoda, Lepetellida, Haliotidae. Bases 46 to 708 code for a protein of 220 amino acids.